AUGGCGGACGGCGUGGAUCACAUUGACAUCUACGCUGAUGUGGGCGAGGAAUUCAACCAGGAAGCUGAAUAUGGUGGGCAUGAUCAAAUUGAUCUGUACGAUGAUGUGAUUUCUCCAUCGGCGAAUAAUGGAGAUGCCCCAGAAGAUCGUGAUUACAUGGAUUCUCUCCCACCAUCUGUUGGGGAUGACGUAGGUAAAGGAGCUGCCCCAAAUGUUGUCUAUACAUAUACUGGAAAAAGAAUUGCCUUGUACAUUGGAAAUCUUACUUGGUGGACAACAGAUGAAGACUUAACUGAAGCGGUUCAUUCACUGGGGGUAAAUGAUAUUUUGGAGAUAAAAUUUUUUGAAAAUCGUGCUAAUGGCCAGUCUAAAGGAUUUGCCCUAGUGGGUGUGGGAUCAGAAGCAUCCUCCAAAAAGCUGAUGGAUUUAUUACCUAAAAGGGAACUGCAUGGGCAGAAUCCUGUUGUGACUCCAUGUAAUAAACAGUUUCUGAGUCAGUUUGAAAUGCAGUCAAGGAAAACCACACAGUCUGGCCAGAUGUCUGGGGAAGGUAAAGCUGGUCCCCCAGGGGGAAGCUCAAGAGCAGCAUUUCCACCUAGUAAUAGAGGGCGAGGGCGUUUUCCAGGUGCUAUUCCAGGUGGAGACAGGUUCCCUGGACCAGCAGGGCCAGGAGGGCCACCACCACCUUUCCCAGCUGGACAAACUCCCCCACGCCCACCUUUAGGUCCUCCUGGCCCACCAGGCCCGCCAGGCCCUCCACCUCCUGGUCAGGUCCUCCCACCUCCAUUAGCUGGACCUCCUAAUCGUGGUGACCGUCCACCACCACCAGUUCUGUUUCCAGGACAGCCUUUUGGUCAGCCUCCACUUGGGCCACUUCCUCCCGGCCCCCCACCGCCAGUUCCAGGCUAUGGACCACCACCAGGUCCACCACCUCCUCAGCAGGGUCCACCUCCACCUCCGGGUCCAUUUCCCCCUCGUCCACCUGGCCCUCUGGGGCCACCCCUGACUCUUGCUCCCCCUCCACAUCUCCCUGGGCCACCUCCAGGUGCUCCACCACCUGCACCACACGUGAAUCCAGCUUUCUUCCCCCCACCUGCCAAUAGUGGCAUACCUACUUCAGACAGCCGUGGCCCACCUCCGACAGAUCCAUAUGGUCGACCUCCACCAUAUGACAGAGGUGACUAUGGGCCACCUGGAAGAGAAAUGGAUGCUGCAAGGACACCUCUGAGUGAAGCAGAAUUCGAAGAAAUCAUGAAUAGAAAUAGGGCGAUCUCAAGCAGUGCCAUUUCGAGAGCUGUAUCAGAUGCCAGUGCUGGGGACUAUGGAAGUGCUAUUGAGACCUUGGUAACGGCAAUUUCCUUAAUUAAACAGUCCAAAGUAUCUGCAGAUGAUCGCUGUAAAGUACUUAUUAGCUCUCUUCAAGACUGCCUUCAUGGAAUUGAGUCCAAGUCUUAUGGUUCUGGAUCCAGACGUGAGAGAUCCAGAGAGAGGGACCACAGCAGGUCACGAGAGAAAAGCAGACGCCACAAAUCGCGCAGCAGAGACCGUCACGAUGACUAUUACCGGGAAAGAAGCCGCGAGAGGGAGCGGCAUCGUGAUCGCGACAGGGAUCGCGACAGGGAGCGAGACAGAGAGAGGGAAUAUCGCCACCGUUAAAGAAGCUGAAGGAAGAGGAACAGCGUGCAAGACAAGAUUCUUCAAGGAAAGAUGCUUGUCCAGCAGUUUGCUUCAUGUGAAUGAACUGAGCCUGUAAGGAUUCAUGGAUAAAAUGAACAGGAAUAGAUCUGAAUAAAGCAGAUCUGCAUACAUGGUAACCAGUAGCUCUUUUACUUUUUUAUGUUGCUUAACUGUUUUGUUUGAGGGAAACCUGUGUGAUUUAAACCUUAUAGCUUUUGCAACCUUAUUACUGGUUAUAUACAUUUGGCAAUUAUAAUGUGCAAGCAAUUGGA
Messenger RNA from Indicator indicator, 1949 nucleotides. It is a transcript of the gene CPSF6, whose product is annotated as cleavage and polyadenylation specific factor 6. Lineage: Eukaryota; Metazoa; Chordata; Aves; Piciformes; Indicatoridae. The record is from RefSeq and is a predicted model, not a curated record. Gene Ontology annotation, cellular component: mRNA cleavage and polyadenylation specificity factor complex. Gene Ontology annotation, molecular function: mRNA binding. The coding region runs from base 1 to 1656 and encodes 551 amino acids. The transcript is spliced from 10 exons. Gene Ontology annotation, biological process: mRNA alternative polyadenylation.